CCUGCAGACAUAAUGAGGAGAUUGGCUUUUCGAGGCGCUGGUUGUGCUCUGAAGAAGUUGGAUUCCAUGGGUUCCAAGAGAAGAAGAGCCACCUCUCCUUCCAGCAGUGUCAGUGGAGACUUUGAUGACGGGCACCAUUCUGUGCCUACACCAGGCCCAAGCAGGAAAAGGAGAAGACUGUCCAAUCUUCCAACUGUAGACCCUAUUGCUGUGUGCCAUGAACUCUAUAACACCAUCCGAGACUAUAAGGAUGAACAGGGCAGACUCCUCUGUGAGCUGUUCAUUAGGGCACCAAAGCGGAGAAAUCAACCAGACUAUUAUGAAGUGGUUUCUCAGCCCAUUGACUUGAUGAAAAUCCAGCAGAAACUUAAAAUGGAAGAGUAUGAUGAUGUUAAUCUAUUGACUGCUGACUUCCAGCUGCUUUUUAACAAUGCAAAGGCCUAUUAUAAGCCAGAUUCCCCUGAGUAUAAAGCUGCUUGUAAACUCUGGGAUUUGUACCUUCGAACAAGAAAUGAGUUUGUUCAAAAAGGAGAAGCAGAUGAUGAAGAUGAUGAUGAUGAGGGGCAAGACAAUCAAGGAACAGUGACUGAAGGUUCUUCUCCAGGUUACCUGAAGGAGAUCCUGGAACAGCUUCUUGAAGCCAUAGUUGUAGCCACAAAUCCAUCAGGACGGCUCAUCAGUGAACUUUUUCAGAAACUGCCUUCCAAAGUGCAAUAUCCAGACUAUUAUGCAAUAAUUAAGGAACCUAUAGAUCUCAAGACCAUUGCUCAGAGGAUACAGAAUGGAAGCUACAAGAGUAUACAUGCAAUGGCCAAAGAUAUAGAUCUUCUAGCAAAAAAUGCCAAAACAUACAAUGAGCCUGGGUCUCAAGUAUUCAAGGAUGCCAAUUCAAUUAAAAAAAUAUUUUACAUGAAAAAGGCAGAAAUUGAACAUCAUGAAAUGACUAAAUCAAGUCUUCGAAUAAGGACUGCAUCAAAUUUGGCUGCAGCCAGGCUGACAGGUCCUUCGCACAAUAAAAGCAGCCUUGGUGAAGAAAGAAACCCCACUAGCAAGUAUUACCGUAAUAAAAGAGCAGUCCAAGGGGGUCGCUUGUCAGCAAUUACCAUGGCACUUCAGUAUGGCUCAGAAAGUGAAGAGGAUGCUGCUUUAGCUGAAGCUGAAAAAAGUGAAGAUUCCUCAGGUACUACAGGCCUCUCAGGCUUACAUCGUACAUACAGCCAGGACUGCAGCUUUAAGAACAGCAUGUAUCAUGUCGGAGAUUAUGUCUAUGUUGAACCUGCAGAGGCCAAUCUACAACCACAUAUAGUCUGUAUUGAGAGGCUAUGGGAGGAUUCAGCUGGUGAAAAAUGGUUGUACGGCUGUUGGUUUUAUCGGCCAAAUGAAACAUUCCAUUUGGCUACACGAAAAUUUCUAGAAAAAGAAGUUUUUAAGAGUGACUAUUACAAUAAAGUUCCUGUUAGUAAAAUUCUAGGCAAAUGUGUAGUCAUGUUUGUCAAGGAAUACUUUAAAUUAUGUCCAGAAAACUUCCGAGAUGAGGAUGUUUUUGUCUGUGAAUCAAGGUAUUCUGCCAAAACCAAAUCUUUUAAGAAAAUUAAACUGUGGACCAUGCCCAUCAGUUCAGUUAGGUUUGUCCCUCGGGAUGUACCUUUGCCUGUGGUUCGAGUGGCCUCUGUAUUUGCAAAUGCAGAUAAAGGGGAUGAUGAGAAAAAUACAGACAACUCAGAUGACAACAGAGCUGAAGACAGUUUUAACUUGGAAAAGGAAAAAGAAGAUGUUCCUGUGGAGAUGUCCAAUGGUGAGCCAGGCUGCCACUACUUUGAGCAGCUUCGGUACAAUGACAUGUGGCUGAAGGUUGGCGACUGUGUCUUCAUCAAAUCCCAUGGCUUGGUGCGCCCUCGUGUUGGCAGAAUUGAAAAAGUAUGGGUCCGAGAUGGAGCUGCAUAUUUUUAUGGCCCUAUCUUCAUUCACCCAGAAGAAACAGAACAUGAGCCCACAAAAAUGUUCUACAAAAAAGAAGUGUUUCUAAGUAAUCUGGAAGAAACCUGCCCUAUGAGUUGUAUUCUGGGGAAAUGUGCUGUGCUGUCAUUCAAGGACUUCCUCUCCUGCAGGCCAACUGAAAUACCAGAAAAUGACAUUCUGCUUUGUGAGAGCCGCUAUAAUGAGAGUGACAAGCAGAUGAAGAAGUUCAAGGGGUUGAAGAGGUUUUCACUCUCUGCUAAAGUUGUAGAUGAUGAAAUUUACUACUUCAGGAAACCAAUCGUUCCUCAGAAGGAACCCUCACCUUUGUUAGAAAAGAAGAUCCAAUUGCUAGAAGCUAAAUUUGCUGAGUUAGAAGGUGGAGAUGAUGAUAUUGAAGAAAUGGGAGAAGAGGAUAGUGAAGUCAUUGAACCUCCAUCUCUACCUCAGCUUCAGACACCUCUGGCCAAUGAGCUGGACCUCAUGCCCUAUACACCCCCACAGUCUACCCCAAAGUCUGCCAAAGGCAGUGCAAAGAAGGAAGGUUCUAAACGGAAAAUCAACAUGAGUGGCUACAUUUUGUUCAGCAGUGAAAUGAGAGCUGUGAUUAAAGCCCAGCACCCAGACUAUUCUUUUGGGGAGCUCAGCAGACUGGUGGGGACAGAAUGGAGAAACCUUGAAACAGCCAAGAAAGCAGAAUAUGAAGAGCGGGCAGCUAAAGUUGCUGAGCAGCAGGAGAGAGAGCGAGCAGCACAGCAACAGCAGCCGAGUGCUUCUCCCCGAGCAGGCACCCCUGUGGGGGCUCUCAUGGGGGUGGUGCCACCACCAACACCAAUGGGGAUGCUCAAUCAGCAGUUGACACCUGUUGCAGGCAUGAUGGGUGGCUAUCCGCCAGGCCUUCCACCUUUGCAGGGCCCAGUUGAUGGCCUUGUUAGCAUGGGCAGCAUGCAGCCACUUCACCCUGGGGGGCCUCCACCUCACCAUCUUCCGCCAGGUGUGCCUGGCCUCCCAGGCAUCCCACCACCCGGUGUGAUGAAUCAAGGAGUAGCCCCCAUGGUAGGGACUCCAGCACCAGGUGGAAGUCCAUAUGGACAACAGGUAGGAGUUCUGGGACCUCCAGGGCAGCAGGCACCACCUCCAUAUCCUGGUCCUCAUCCAACGGGCCCACCAGUCAUACAGCAGCCAACAACGCCCAUGUUUGUGGCUCCCCCACCAAAGACCCAAAGGCUUCUCCAUUCAGAGGCCUACCUGAAAUACAUUGAAGGACUCAGUGCUGAAUCCAACAGCAUUAGCAAGUGGGACCAAACUCUAGCAGCUCGAAGACGGGAUGUCCAUUUGUCAAAAGAACAGGAGAGCCGCCUACCUUCUCACUGGCUCAAAAGUAAAGGGGCACACACCACCAUGGCAGAUGCCCUCUGGCGCCUGCGGGAUUUAAUGCUUCGAGAUACUCUCAACAUCCGACAGGCAUACAACCUAGAAAAUGUUUAAUCACGUCAUUGUUUCUUCUAUGGAAGCAAAGAGUUGUGGAGCGGUAGCCAUUUUAGUUACUGGGGUGGGAGGGAGGAACAAAGGAUGAUAAUUUUUAUUGCAUUUUACUGUACAUCACACAGCCAUUUUUAUAUAAGGACACUUUUAAUAAGCUAUUUCAAAUUUGGUUUUGUUACAUUAAGUUGACUAUCAAAUACACAAAAGAUUUUUUUGCAUAUGUUUCCUUUGUUUAAAACCAGUUUCAUAAUUGGUUAUAUAUAGUAAUAGUUUUAUCUUUACUUGUUAAAGGACUUAAAUCAAAGGUUUUGGCUUGGCUUUGGUUUUCUUUUUUAUAAAUAUAUAUAUAUUAUAUAUAUAUAUACACACACACACAAAAGAAAAAAAUGAAAAAAAGUUUACAAAUUUAAGUUGACAAUGAAAUGUGAAGUUGGUCCUAGUUUACAUCUUAGAGGAAUGUAUAUGUAUGUUUUACAUGCCUAAAUAUCUGCAGGUUUUCUUACAGGUAAAACGAAGUACUUUGAAAAGUUUAGAUCAUAUAUGUGUGACGGAUGCGGCAUAUUUGCUCUAUUAACACAGAGGCUUAUAUAGAAAUCUAAAGUCACUGCUAUAUAUCCAUCCACAGUUAGCAUAACUGAAGGAAAAAGUAACUUUUGUGCUGAGUUAGACAUCUGUAUUGUCAGUGAUUCUUGUAGAACAUAUGCUCAGAUCUGAGUUAUAUUUAGUUUUGGAAGGUAAGUUUAAGAGUACUUUUGAUCAGUUUAUGAUUCAGUUUAUGAUUUUAGUUUAUGCCUUCAUGUUAUACAUAUAUGAUUUGAAACUGUACAUUUGUUACCUUGAAAAACAUUGAAGAAAGUACUGAAGUAUGCAUGGAGGUGGUUUAUUUUAAGCAUAAUACCUAACCUAAGAAAGAGUAUACAUGGACACAAGCUGUGCCUUGCACAUUACUGUGUAAGGGUAGACUGCCUAAAUAGACCGAUGUCCUGGAUUCUUUAUUUCCUUGUUAUCAGUUAUAGUAUUUUGUUUGUUUCAGGGUUGGAAUUCUCAACCAGAAAUAAUUCUUUCUAAAAUAUUUUAAAAUUCAGCUUGUGCUUUGGAUUAUAGAAGGAAAUUAUUACAGAUCCCAACACUUGGAUUUGGUGACCUUGUCUUUUCUUUCUUUUCUUGAGACAUGGUCCUACUACCAACCCUGACUGGACUGGAACUCACAGUAUAGACUAGGCUAGUCUCAGACACCUGCCGCUUCCUCCCAGGUGCUUGGGUUAAGGGCAAGCACCAUCACGUUCAGGAGCCACAGCCCUGUCUUUCUACCAUGGCCCUAGAGUAAACGCUGAGGCAGUAUGCAGUGCUCAGGCGGCAGCACACAGUCCACACAGUGGGGGUUUUGAACCCGCUUUAUUCUAACUGGGUGGAUUUGUUGUACUGAUGCUGCCACUGCCCUGUUGUUCAUUUAGAAUGAUGGUUAAAUGACACUCUUCCUUUAAAAUAUAACGGAUCAGUACUCGUGUUUAAUUGCCAUGCUUAAUAAAUCAUGAGAACAAAAGAGUAUAGAAUGGAAAGCAGUCCCUGGUAGCUACCUUAAAUACAGGAGCCCUGUAACUUAAUACCAGUAGUCAACCACUGGAUCUCAAUUUUCAUCAAGUAUUUUAAAUAAUCUUAAAUUUUAAAAAAUGUACUGCAGAGUAUGCCAUUAUCUUAUUGUUAAACUGAAUCAAAUAAAUCUUUGAUUCCUGGUUAUUUGGA
Molecule: messenger RNA, 5184 nt
Organism: Grammomys surdaster
Lineage: Eukaryota; Metazoa; Chordata; Mammalia; Rodentia; Muridae
Gene: Pbrm1
Product: polybromo 1
Exons: 24
Coding region: 13-3444 (1143 amino acids)
Biological process (GO): chromatin remodeling
Cellular component (GO): RSC-type complex
Molecular function (GO): protein binding; chromatin binding
Source: RefSeq, a predicted model, not a curated record